AUGGACCCGUUAAAGUACUUGUUCGAGAAAUCGACACUAACGGGCAGAAUCGCAAAAUGGCAACUGCUGCUUUCCGAGUUCAACAUCACCUAUGUCACUCAGAAAGCAAUCAAGGGGCAAGUACUGGCUGACCAUUUAGCAGCACACUCUCUGCCAAAUUAUCAACCACUGAAGACCUUCUUCCCUGAUGAGGACAUUCUCCUAAUUGAGGAAGAAGAAGAAAUGAAGGCAGGAGAGUGGAUACUCUUCUUCGACGGAGCUAGAAAUUCAGAAGGGAGUGGGCGAUUGGUAUUCCAAUGCACCAACAACGUAGUUGAGUAUGAAGCAUGUAUCGCUGGAAUAAGAGAAGCCAUAAUCCUUAAUGUGAAGAAGUUACGAGUCUUCGGAGACUCACAACUCAUCAUCAAUCAGACGAGUGGUGACUGGAAGACGAAGGAUGAAAAGCUGAUCACGUAUCACAUCUAUCUGGAAAAUCUAACUGAGGAAUUUGAAGAGAUCACGUUCUCUUACAUGCCCCGAGCCAAGAACCAAUUUACGGACGCUCUGGCUACCCUUGCCUCGAUGCUAGAAAUCCCGAAAGGAGUAGGUAAACGGGAACUCACCGUCAAACUCCAGGAAGAACCCGCGUUCUGCUUAUAG
This is a messenger RNA of Magnolia sinica, 639 nucleotides long. RefSeq lists its product as uncharacterized. The record is from RefSeq and is a predicted model, not a curated record. The transcript has 2 exons. The coding region runs from base 1 to 639 and encodes 212 amino acids. Gene Ontology annotation, molecular function: RNA-DNA hybrid ribonuclease activity; nucleic acid binding. Lineage: Eukaryota; Viridiplantae; Streptophyta; Magnoliopsida; Magnoliales; Magnoliaceae.